Messenger RNA from Drosophila teissieri, 2682 nucleotides. RefSeq names its product stathmin (gene stai). Gene Ontology annotation, molecular function: tubulin binding. Bases 116 to 1186 code for a protein of 356 amino acids. Gene Ontology annotation, cellular component: neuron projection; cytoplasm. Gene Ontology annotation, biological process: regulation of microtubule polymerization or depolymerization; neuron projection development; microtubule depolymerization. The record is from RefSeq and is a predicted model, not a curated record. The transcript is spliced from 6 exons. NCBI's taxonomy places the organism in Eukaryota, Metazoa, Arthropoda, Insecta, Diptera, Drosophilidae.
UCCGAGUAUAGAGCUGAACAAAAUAUAAAUAAAGCAUUACAAAUUCCGAUAAACCCAGUUACGACGCCAAAUUGCACUUCGAUCAGUUGAUAUUUGAGAUAUAGGAUCAUUUGAAAUGGGUUCCAAUUUCUCCACAAUGCACACCAAGUGUAUGGGAUGUGAGCGAAGUCGCCCUGACUUCGACCGGCGGUACGAUUGCAGUGAGUGCGGGUCAAAGGUCAUGCACUGCGACUACUGUCUUGAUGAGGGCCGGUCCAUUCCUGACAAAUUCUCCAACGGCGAGGAGCUGCUGAACGGCGGCGAUGCUUCGAAGAACUACAACUGCGCCGUCUGCGGGAGAAAGGAUUUCAGCGCCGAGGAGCUGAAGUUGCACCUGCCUGAGGAUACGUUGGUGGAUAUGCAGGAGAAGAUGAGGAAGGAAGAUUUAGAGAACAGAAUUGCCACAGAGAUUCGCUGCCAGGAGAAGUCCCGCGGGGGGCUGAGCUAUGAGGUCAUCCUGGCCGAGCCGGCACCCAAUGUGGCCGUUCCAAAGCGGCCGGUCACCCCCGGCAAGAAUGUUAGCGUCGAGGAGAUUGAGCAGAAACUUAAGGCGGCCGAGGAACGUCGUAUUUCUCUAGAAGCCAAGAAGAUGGCCGACAUCUCCAACAAGCUGGCUAAGGUCGAGGAGGCGACUCGCAAGAAGGAUGAGAUCACCAAUGAGUUUAUUACUCAGACCAAGGAGCAGCUGGAGUCGAAAAUGGAGCUGCAUGUGGAGAAGCGAGAGGCCAUCAUCAGUGACAUGAAGGAGAAGCUAAAGAUUCAUGCCCAGGAGAUCGAGAAGACGCGUGAGACUCUUGAGCAGCAGAAGGCCAACGAGCAGAAGGCCAUCGAGGAAAAGUUGAAGAUUGCCCAGUCUCUUCGUGAUGAGAAUAUCAAGAAAAUGUUGGAUCGCCUAAAGGAGCAUAACACAAUCAAAAUUGCCGAAAUCAAAUCGCAGAACGAUCAAUUGGAAUGUCAAAAGCUCGAGGAGAAAGCGCGCAUUUAUGAGAACAAAUUGUUCGCCGCCGAGCAGAAUCGCGAAAAGGAAUUGCAAAAAAAAAUUGAAAAAGUUCAAAAACUCGAACGCCGUGCCGAGCUGGUGCGCCAAAACAAGGCACAGACCCAGGAUUUGGAUGGUCAGCAGAGCGCCAUUGCCUCAUCCGGCUAAGUAGGCCGUUCUUGGAUCGUGAGCUGUGCUCACCCACUGCAAACGAAAGGCGACUACAAAAAAGAACAGCAACACUGCAUAAUACACCAACACAUAUUUAAGCAAGAAAACCCUUAAAACUGAAACCGAUUUCUCAAAAUUUCCAAGUAUUAUGAAAGCAAACGAAGGGCUAGGAGGAGGAGGGCAAAGUCUCAAGAUACCGCUGAGCGAGUUGAGCCGUUUAAGAACAAAACAUUUUCUCACGAGCUCUAUAAUGAAACACUUACACGAAUAAGCUACGAUAAAGCGAAAAGAAAUGAAUGCUUACGGCAAAUUAAUACAAAAAACAAUUAGUAAAGGAAAUCUACAUUUAAACUUAAAAGCCCAGGCAAAAAAGAGCCUAUGCAAGUUGAAUGCCUGUCAUUUAACAUUUAAAAUUUUAAAUUCUUUUAAAAGUUCACGUUCAUUUCAGUUGAAAGUUUAAAACUUUUUAUCCUUAGUUUCGAAAAUGUUUUACUAGUUUUGGAUGCAUCAUUUUCAAAGUCUUAGUCUUAAAUGUUCAAGUUAUUUUUUUUAUUAAAUUGCUGUGGCAUCGACUGAGGUAUUCUCAAAAUAAUAAUAGCACGCUGUAUUUGCAUCUAUGAAAGGCUUUCGCGAGUAAAAAUUUGAAAAAUGUUUUUAAUUAAUUUAAUGUAUACUUUAGUGUUAAUUUUAAUUUACUAACUUGCAACAACAAGAUACAUAUACUUGCUGAAUAUAGUUUUACACUAACGAAUAAUUUGUUUUUAUAAGUUUCGCAUUUUCUAUCUAUAAAAUAAAUGUCUAACAGAAAAAAUACAUAAGAAAUGCUUAUACAAUUCAAUAAAAUCAAAUACCAUGUAAAACACACGAAACGCAUUUUUGUUUUAUUUACAUACAACACAAACACUAAACAAGCUGAUAUAGACAUUAAUAUAAAAGAAAAGAUACUAACAUACAUAUAAGCAUACAUUAAUGUGUGUAAUAUUAUAUGGAAAUGCAUAUUUUGUCUAACGUCGGGUUAUUUUUAGAAAUGGGUUUAAGAUGAGUGAAUGUGGGGGUUAUAAUAAAGAAAAAGUAUUUAGGGCAAACCAAAUGGAAUAUUUAGGAAAAUUUUUUCCAAAACCUGCGAGUUAUUUCUAAUUUUGCACCAAAGGGCGCUUUAAAGAUUAGCUUAAAUUUAAAUCUUAUAUAUCGUUAUAUAUGUAUCGUGUACUCGUGUAAAACUAUGGCUUCUACAAAUGAAUAUCAAUAACAUAAAUCUCUUAAUACAAAUUGCAUUGGCAAAGCAACUUACACGCACAGGACACCAAAUUACCCAGACACGAAAACUUUCAAGCAUACUCAAGAAACAAACAAAAAAAAAACAAAUACAAAGAAAAUAUAAACGUAAAGCAUCAAUACAAUUGAUGCAAAUGCUUUGAUAUUUACUCAAUUUAUGAUAUAUUAAUGUCUAAUCCAAUGCAAUAAUCAGCCGAAACAUUUUUGAGUAUUGAAUG